UCCAUGCCUGCCAUCUCCUCAUGGCAUUCCCCAUUACCUUUGUUUCGACUCCUUGUGGGCUUUGGAUACUCGCUGUUCGCAAGAGUCGUAAGGCCACCCACGUAUCUAUACCCAUGAGCAAAGCGGUGGAAGCCGAACUAUCAUGGCCCACACAUUCUGCUGCGCCCACCCUCAAGGCCGCAUCGACUCGCCAGAGCCGCCGGCCCGACCUCCACUCAACAUUGGCAGCAUCUUUGCUGCAGCCGCCCUACCGGAAGAUCAUCCGCAUGCUUUGAGGAUGCCGGGCAAGAAGCCGGAGCUUGUAUCAAGCAUCGUUCGAAGCCCGAAUAUUGCUAGAAAGAUUACUUCGCAGUUCCGACGAAAGUCUUUCAAAGCGUUAAGGGAUGAUGGGGAGUACGAUUCCGAUGCGCGGGCUAUGACCUCGACCGAAGUUGUGGAUAGUGCUGAGGCGAUGCCUCCCAGUAAAUGUGAUCACGACUUCUGCAAAGACGAGUCUAUCGGCUCCCUUCGAAGCAACGUUCAAGCCACGAGUGCAUCUGUGAGAACAGUCACUGAGGAUCCGGAGAGCGAAGUCCGUCAUUCGGUGCUGAAGAGCCUUGAGUGGCUCAGGCCGGCCAUAGAGCAACCUGCAGGUUUCACGCCAUGCAACGAGUCUGAUGUUGUCGAACUUGCUACGAGGGUUGCUAGGCUGCGGGAGGAGUCAUCUGCGGGCAUGCAGGGCACGCCCGUUGCAUUCAAGGUGCCGCAUUCUGUCAGCUCACCGAACCUCGUCUCGGAGGGGUACGACAGUCCUGGUAUAUUGCGACAAACAAGGUCGUUGCUCGGAAAGAGCUCGCUUCUCUUCGUGCCCAGAGGGAGGGCCAGCAAUAUCUCUAACGGCUCAUCUCGACGAUCUUCAUUGCGUGACGAAGCGAGUACGCCGCCAAGAGUAUACGACGGAGACACCGCCCAUCCCGAAGCAGGUCUGGACGGAGUAGCUACCCACGGUCACGCCAUCAUUAAAGGUGACCCUGGUGAUCGAGACGGCAUCCAUCUUCACAGUAUGGAUAUAUCAAGGCAGCUGCGGUCACUGUCUGCAAUGUCCGAGAGCGAGACAGACAGCGUGACUAGGGCGCUAACAGAGCCCUGGAGUUUCCACCGCCGCGAAAUGUCCGGAACACGUGUACAUUUGACUACUUCGCGUCACACUCGUCACCAUUCGAGCAAGAACGGCGGAAAGAAUAUCGCCCAGUAUCUGGACAGUCGGAUCAAGUCGCCAGCCCCUUCUUCAGUGUAUAGUCGGGCUUCGAGUACUGCAGGCGACAAUGGCGAUUCCGAAAAACAUGGGAACGCUAUCCCUGCGCCGUAUGACAUUGUUGGUUUGGACGGGGCACUUCCGGAUUGGCCUCUUCCCAUUCAUCGACCUCCGGCACCAAGACCCAUGACUGGAACCAGCACCGUUUCCGAUGCCAGUUAUACACGUCCGUCAUCGGAUCUCGUCACGAAAGGACCGGGUGUGUUGCCGAGCUCCAGCUCAGCAAAUUCCAUCAUUGAAGAUUAUGCGGCACAGCCUCGCUCUUCCGCACCAUUCCUAUCGCCACAAGCACUGCUGAACAUACCGAGUAAGGCUAGCUCAAGCCGGCUCACGGGGUCAAGUAAGCGCAGCAGAUUCUUCGAGCGCCUCUCCCCGCCAAAGAAGCUCGUCACCAAACGCCGGUCCAUCUUCAAGUUCCUCCGGCCAGGCAGCCGUAAGCGCCAAGUCCGCAGCAUCAGCUCACCAAUCUUGACCUGUUCCUACCCACUGCAGCCACUUGGCCCUUACGACGGCCCAGGCGACGAUCACGGCUUUCUCACUGUGCAAUAUGAGCUCGCCGGCAACCCAACACGUUCGCAGAGGUCAAUGAAUGUUGGCCAUCUGAGCCCUCAUCAGCAUCGUAAUGGAGAUAGUUACCUUGCAGUUCCGAGUACAUUACAGCGACGGCCAUCCCUCAUGGACUACGAACGCAACCUGACUGCUGUGGGCGACGAUCGCCGGCGCCCUUCGACACUGGCUCAGCAGAUUUUGCAAGAAGUCCGGGAAGAUGAUCGCCGAGAAUCUGUGCACAUUGGCCGCAAGCUUACCAGGGCCAAGCCUUUGGGAGACGAGUCGACUGGGCUCAUGGUGCAGGCGUUAGAGAAGCAUCAGCACGAGAAGGCCAUGUUCCAAUCGCCGAGCAAGCACAGAGAAUCGCUGGGCUUGAAGUACGGGGCUGUAGCUGCGCCAAGCUCGCAGACUGAUGCGUUAACCAUGAGCGGCGCCCUGCCUUCGUCACCACAUGUCAGCUCCCACGUCGAACAGUCAAGUCCGCAUAGUGGAGUUUCUACCAGCGGCGCAGUGGGUAUACGUCCCAGCGUGAGCCAUUACGCUCCGCCUGGCAGCGUUGUGGGUGCUCGGUCACGGUUUGCAUCAGCAAAUACGAGUCUGUUUCAGCCGCAGGCUGCUACUGAUCCCUCUGCAGCAUCAGGAGCUCAGAGAAUCGGAACAACUCUAAGCUCAUGGACUCGCUUUCCGUCGCACACGCGGACCGAACGGUGUUCCUCCGCUGGACGUACUGAUGCGGUUAUCGUGCGUGAUUUUGCCAUCGACGUUGCUGAUGACCAUGAUUCCCCUGAGAUCGAACCAGGAACAAGCUCGCCAACCAGCAAGAAGUCGAAGAAGAAAGCGUCUCACCUCCCACAAAGCAGCUCCACCAUCUUCGGUGAUCUAGCACGUUAUUACUCGAACAUCUUUUCUGGCAAUACUACAGCUCAGAACAGGCGCAGCUCAGUGGCUACUGGCGGAUGGCUUGCAAACCCAGACCUAGAACUCUUACCGCCUCAGUCAGCAAGCGAACCAGUCUUCCCACAACAUGACUUAUCUUUGAAGGAACGUCUGCAUGAGAUUGAGCAUAUGGUAGAGGAUGAAGUACGUAAGAACAUCGAGUACGUGGAGGACGAAGUGCGCAAGGACAUUGGGUACGUAGAGCAGGAAGCGGUGAAACUUGAAAAGGAGAUCGGUCAUGAUAUCGAUAUCCUCGAAGGCGAGGCCGGGCGGUUUUUGGGGUUUCAAUCCCAUCGGCGGAACGGCAAGCAGAAGGCAACGGAUCCUUUCAACGCGCACAAUCCUUUCACCGUCCAGUCGACUCAUGGCCAGCCAACUCGUCAGAGCAGCUUCGCUGGACCAAUGGACGACCAUGAGCAGGAACAUGUACCGCCAUUAGUAUCUACGACACAGCUCGCGCCGCACACUCGCCCAUCUGAGCGGAACAUGGCACUGGACGGGACGGCCGAUCCUGACAAUGGUACGCCGGUGGCGUUCAAAGCGGACAAGUGGUCUAGCAUGUACAAGGAAUGCUUGAUGUCAGCUCCUUCGACGGCAUCCCAAGAGCUCUAUGGAGAUGUGCCGCUCCGGCUUGAGGAACCUGCCGGACGGAUGGUGCCGCCUACGCUGCAGCCGCCGAAGCCUCGCUCGCCAUGCCAGCCGACUAUGCUGGAUUCUGGAACCCGCAUUCGGCGUUUCCCCUCGGUGACCGUCAUCGAUGAUCGCAAAGGCCACUCGAGGAGCGUUUCAUUGAUCUCGGUCAAGGUUGGCGCCGAUGGCCUGUUUCGCUCCAGCACGAAUCCCUUGAUACCACUUACUGAUCCGCAAGAGAGGGACGAGCGAGAGAAGCUGCUAUGUAGGCCGAGCAGAACGAGCAACUUCAGCCGUCAAGGUGUAGCUUGACGGGGUUUGCAAGAUUCGUUGACAACAGGCUUGCUAAAUGAGUAAGCUCUUCCACUGUAAUGGUACAGAUGGACUGCUGGAUAAGGCUACAGGAGGAUGACGUGCGUCUACUUUCUAUACGCUGAAUUUGAAGCCGCCAUUGGCCUAGAUCACAUUUUUGUUAGCAUUCUGGUAGGCCGCAGCCAUAGGUAUAUUGGGUAGCU
Messenger RNA from Baudoinia panamericana UAMH 10762, 3924 nucleotides. RefSeq lists its product as uncharacterized. Lineage: Eukaryota; Fungi; Ascomycota; Dothideomycetes; Mycosphaerellales; Teratosphaeriaceae. The record is from RefSeq and is a predicted model, not a curated record. The transcript has 2 exons. The coding region runs from base 143 to 3721 and encodes 1192 amino acids.